This is a messenger RNA of Colletotrichum navitas, 634 nucleotides long. RefSeq lists its product as uncharacterized. The transcript has a single exon. The coding region runs from base 156 to 431 and encodes 91 amino acids. The record is from RefSeq and is a predicted model, not a curated record. NCBI's taxonomy places the organism in Eukaryota, Fungi, Ascomycota, Sordariomycetes, Glomerellales, Glomerellaceae.
GCACGCACACACAUACACACAUACACACACACACAUACACAUACACACAUACACAUACACACACCCUCUUGGCCGGCCUCCGGAUCGGCUUCGCAUGGAGUGGUGCAACGGAUCUCACGCCGUGAGCCCCAUCCAUCAAGAGAUGUGAGAACCAAAUGGAGGGAAGGGAAUGGUGUGGCCGAGCUUGGGGCGCAUGUUUGCCAUGGCUGGCUACCCUUGGCUCUCCCACCCUGUUUGUGGGCGCCAACAUGACGACGAAGAACGUCGGCCCAGCCCAUCUCAUGAGCCCGUUUCAGCGGCCAAGAAGACGGGUCCUAUAUACUGUCACAAGCCAAGCCUGCUUUGAGUGGGUGGGAGGUUAUGACGGGGAUGGCUGGACGACGUGUCCCCUCCCCCCCCCCUCCGCGUCUGGCGGUGUGUCACCACAUUAGACGUUGUCGCGUAGCUUGCCCUUCCAGUCAACUAAGUUGUCCCCUCUCUGCCUGCUCAUCUCGUGAGUUCGGUUCAUACCUCCAAAGAUGGGGUCGCGUACUUCUGACGGCAUCUGGCCUCCUUGGCAGGUUGUCUUUAUUAGAUGAGAGGGGGUUCCCGCUCCUCUGCUCCGGGAGGAUUGGGGGAGUGUUUUCUCAUACGC